This is a messenger RNA of Acanthoscelides obtectus, 230 nucleotides long. NCBI's taxonomy places the organism in Eukaryota, Metazoa, Arthropoda, Insecta, Coleoptera, Chrysomelidae. The record is from the annotation of a GenBank genome assembly.
UUACAUCUCAAAAUUUUUCAUUUUCCGUUUUAUUGAGUUAAUAAUUGAGAAAAUGUAUUUACAUUUAUGUGGAAUAUGGUUACAUCUGCCAUCUCUCGGCAAACGACUACAACUAUAGAUGUUGCCAUUUUUCACAUAAAUGUAAACGCAUUUUCUGAAUUAUUAACGCAAUAAAACGGAAAAUGAAAAAUUUUGAGAUGUAACACUCUUCUUCCAAAAUAAUCAUAUAA